Molecule: messenger RNA, 10025 nt
Organism: Leptinotarsa decemlineata (Colorado potato beetle)
Lineage: Eukaryota; Metazoa; Arthropoda; Insecta; Coleoptera; Chrysomelidae
Gene: unc79
Product: UNC-79 domain-containing protein
Source: RefSeq, a predicted model, not a curated record
AGUGCACAGCUGUGGUUGAACCUAUGAUGUGUAACGCAUCGUUGGUUUGGUGGUCAAAACAAUAGCGACCACUAUUAUAAACUAAGCAAAGAUUUGUUUCAAAUGCAACUGAGACACUCAUCUUCAGUGGCGUGGUAAAAGUACUCUUCUUGACGUGUCAACUGAAACUGAAGCUCUUUGGUGGAUAUGUUCUCUCUUCCUUUUUGUUGAAGUUAUCUUGGUAUUUGCUACGAAUGCUUCUUUUCUUCUAACCGAUAUAGACUUUAUCACAGUUACGUGGAAUCGUGUGAACUCCCGCUGAUUUGAGUGUGUCUCUGCUGUCUUUUGCUGAUCUCAGAUACUCCAAUAUUGUCUUCGUUGGGUUGAAGAUGGGGUUAAUUUUCUCCAUUUCAGCAGUUCGUUUGUAACACAGUUGUUUGGUGUUUUAUUUGGUCUUCGACGUACCUUUCUUCAAUUAUUCUCAAAGCUUUCUCCACUAGGGUGUUGAUGACGGUUCGUUUCUGUUCUGGAUGAUGGUUGGAUCCAUUAUGUAGGUAUCGAUCUGUAUGUGGUUUCUUCCUGUACAUCACUUUAUAACCUAGUUGAGUACCUUCUUCUUCUUCUUCUAAUUCCAUGGGGAACUGGAUUUUUGGAUGAAAGCAGGAAGUUGUGAAGUUCUUCUUCUCAAUUACUCUAAACAACGAACGUGUCAUCUACAUACCAGUGCUUCGGUGGUUUCUCUGAGGUAUGAAUGGCUCUUUCUUCAAAUUUUUGGAUGAAAGCAGGAAGUUGUGAAGUUCUUCUUUUCCAUUACUCCAAACAACGAACGUGUCAUCUACAUACCAGUGCUUCGGUGGUUUCUCUGAGGUUUGAAUGGCUCUUUCUUCAAAUUUUUCCAUGUAGAAAUUCGCCACUACUAAGCUAAGUGGACUGCCUAUGGCGAUUCCAUCAACUUGUCCAUAAAAGGUUUCAUUCCAUUGAAAAUAAGUUGUCUUUAGUGAAUGUCGAAAUAAGUUGACAUCUUGUGAAAAGAUCUCUCUAUGUAGAGUGGUACAUUUGUGAAUGAGGAUACGAUAUCGAAGCUAUCUAGAAUGUUUUUUGCCUCCAAGGUGAUACCUUUCAAAUCUCUGAAGAAGUCAGUGAAGUCUUGGACGUACGUCUUAGUCUUCCCAACAUGUUUUUGCAGCAUAUCCGACAAAUGGUUUUCAAGAUUGGUGGUCCUGGGGCACUUGAUAUCGGUCUCUUUGUGAAUUUUCAGUCAUCCAUACUUUCUUCGUUGUCUCUGGUGGUUAUGAAGAUUCUUUCAUCAGUUGAUUAGUCUUUCUCAAAAUGUUCUGUGUUGGAUCUUUUUGUAAGCUUCUGCACGUUUCUUGGCUGACAAGCUUAUUGAGUUUGCUUUUGUAGUCCGAAGUGUACAAGACUACUGUUGCGUUUCCUUCGUCAGAAGGCAGAAUGAUGAUAUUUGGGGGCGUUUUCACCUCUUGAAAUGUUGCAUGUUGCACGUCAAGAAGAGUACUUCGACUGGAGAUGACUGCCGCAGUUGCAGUUGAACGGUUUGAGGAUUGUUAUCAGAGAAGACCACAGCAUACCUGGAAACCAACCAAAACAUUGACCCCAGCCGUGGAAGCCUACAUUUCUAUAUUAGGCAAAGAUUUCUUUGUUUUGGAAUGAUGGUAGUAAUGAAAACCACUCCAACAGCAGUAGAAUGUCGACAACAGAAGAAGAAGGCAAAAAAAGCUGACACGGAUAAUUAACUUCAGAACUAGCUGUGAGUGUUCCAUGAACAUAUGGGACUAUAUCAGGAAAUGAAAUAGAGGUCAGGAAAUGGAGGUCACCAAAUGUCUUGAUGAGAAAUAUACAGAGUACUGCGAAAGUAUACCUAGGAACACACAGGAAAACCUUUAUGAAGUCAUGAAGCGACGCCUGAGGAAGAAACCUGUUCGACAAUGACAAAUAAUGAUCACUCUUAUGAAAAACUAGUAGAAGUAGAACUACAAUGUAACUCAAUACUUAUCUUGUUAUUGGAGAGGCUGCUUAAAUACAUUAUUGCCAAGAUAUGGCUCAAAAAUACUUGAAAUUCGCAUGGAAGACAAUUUUUCAGCUGUUUCAUUUCAAUGGAAAAUCUGAAAGCAACAAUUGAACCAGUCUUCAUUAUGUGAAUACCUAUACCUAGACCUGUUCUUGAACACAGCAUACCUUGAGAUGAUGUUUAAUUGCAUGUUAGUUACAGCCAAAAUUCGCAGCCUCUAUGACUAUCAACUACGGCUUAUGCAAGGAGUUAUGCCCCCUCCCUCUGGGGAUGACAUAGCAAACACAAUCAAAUACUUCUCACAAACUCUUCUAACUGUCCUCAAAGACGUACCUAACUCGCCCUUCGAUCUCUUGAAAAACCCAGAAAUGGACGCAGUAAGGAUGGGUCUCUUUCCCAGUCUAGAUUAUAAAGGUCUCUAUAAUUCUAUCAUUCCUCUCAUUGAAGUUGCACCUCUUAUCACGAAUGGAAUUUUUCCUUUUGGUCAGUCGAUUCUUCAAUGUUUAGGAUGUCUUCUACCGUUUUUGGAACACGAUUUGAUUGAUAAUUUACCCUAUCUGGCUGCGUCUUCCAUAUCAGUUCUCCCUAAUAAUUUACAUCAAGAGAUCAUAAAUACUUUAUGUUUUUACAUUUUACCUUUUACCAUAACCAGACACACUGAGCGUGAUCACGAUAUUUGUCAAUCUGUUUCCGCUGUUAUAAUGAUGGUGUUCCAAUACUCUACCAAUCCUGCACAUCACUGCCAACUCUUGGAAUGCCUUAUGACCCUCAAGCAAAAUAUUUUGAAAGACGUGUUAAGCGUGAUAGCGUAUGGAACUUCAACGGCUCGUUCCUCAGCAGCGAAACUCUUAUUCUACUAUUGGCCAACCUUCAAUGCCAACUUAUUUGACCGAAAGAAUCUCAUUUGUAAAAUUGCAGAUCCCACUCCUUUUGUUUGCCAGAGAGACUCUUGCCCGAAUACAGGAAAUGCCGAAGCAGCAAAAGUUUGUUAUGAUCAUUCUAUUUCAAUAACCUUCGCGAGCGACACGCCUCCUCCGUUAUACCUUUGCAUUGAAUGCGCGAAUGAAAUUCAUCGAGAACAUCCGAACCAAAUGUUUUUCGAUAUUUUGCAUCCAAUGCAACAAGUCUCUAUGGUUUGUGAAAAUAAGAACUGCCGAUCCACUGACAAAGCAGCAAUAUCUAUAUGUUUCUCAACCGAAUGUGCCAGUUAUAAUGGAAAUCAUCCUAUAAGAUACUGUGAACAGUGUCAUAACAACAGACACAAUAACAGAAGAGGAGGUGAUCAUAUUGUACAUAAGAGUUUGCCUCCUACUUGGACCAUGGAACCAGAAAUGCAGACCUAUAUGGUUGAAGCCAUUGUUAGUCUCUUGAAAGAAGCCAAGGUACCUCUAAUAGAAACCAAGGAAGAAAAGAAAGAGGGUGAAAGCAAAGAGGGGAAAGACAACCGAGAAGGAAAAGAAGGAAAGAGUCCCGUACCAGCAUUGGAUAACAUAACCGUUGAAGAACGACAACUUCUGGGAAGAUACGGAGUGUGGUUAUUGGUGGGGAGAUGUACUCCAUCAGAAAAUACCCCUUUAGAAGUUCUUGGGCGCCUGCUUGCUAUGAUUUUUCAUUGGUUUCACAUGACAGCUUUAUCUUAUGACGGACAAGAAGAAAGUACCUUAGAGAAAUUGAAGAGUGAAAUCGUUUGUAACUGGUUGCGAGAAAUCAGUCAUUCCCAUUAUGAUCUAUUUAUUUCCUGCCUCCUACCUCAUCCUCCUGAUUAUGCACGGAUUGGAGGACACUGGGACACCUUGUCGUCGAGAACUACUCAUUUGAAAGACGGUCUCAAUCGACUUUUCUGUCUGGUACCUUAUGAAGUGAUAACGCAAGAAAUUUGGGAUUACGUAAUGCCUCAUUGGAUGGAAGCCAUAGUGAAUGACGUUCCGGAAAAAGAGCUAUUUGAAUUACGAAUAGUACUUAGUAAAAUUUUGGAUUCUGAGAUGGGUCCUCUGGGUUUCAACGCUAAAAAAAUGUAUCAGUUUGUUGCAUAUCGUUUUCAAAAGACUAGCGCUAAGGUACAACAACAAGCGUUGCACUGGCUACAGACUUUAACUCUUCUAGAGAUACUUAUUCCGUUGAAUUUGCUAUUCAGUAUUUUCGGUGAUGGCGUUUCUUAUAUGAAAGAUGGAAUUGUGGAAAGCGAUGGGGAACCAAUAAAAUUCCAUAAUUUGGAAAUACCUGGUCCGGCAGAUCAACAGCAAAAACGAGGCUCGAUAUCACCUCUUAUUGAAGACGGAGACUCAGCAAAGACAUCAUUUUCAGAUGAGGAGAGUCGUUUAUCCCAGCAGGCAGAAUUUGAAUCAGAUGCAGAACAUAACUUAUUCUGUUGUUUACUUAUGUUGGAUAUUUUAUUGAAACAAAUGGAAUUACAAGAUACUGACAAGCAUACUGGGCUUAACUCGACUGUCUGUAAAGACGUAUGUUGGUUGUUGAAGUGUAUGAUAACAGCGGCAUGGAUUGGUAGCCACUCCUGUACUUCAAAAUCCGAGUGUACAUAUUGUGAGUCAAGUAUAAUGUGGCACCAGCUUUCUUUGGAGCUUCUCAAAUACCUUUCACCAGUUUCUCCAGCCCAUCCACCUGAUCCUCCUUUGGAGGAAAACUGGGAAGAAGCGUACAGCAGGAAAAGUCCACCGGAAAACGACAACAAGGAAGCCAAAACGGACGCUGUGAUUAACAUGCCUAUUCCGGAAGUACAUUCCGUAGGAGGAGUUCUAGUACACAUGCCUCACGUGUGUUCUGUACGAGGAAUAAUGACUGCUACUGUGGAAACUGUAUCGGAACAACUGGAUUUGCCAAUCAUCCCCGCAGAGAAAGUUGUCUCUGCCUAUGCUAGAGCAAUAACUUUAUCAGAAUCUGAUGUUGCUACUGCUACAGUCCAAGUGAUGAAAGCUCAGGUUAUUGGCGAAAACGAUGAACCAAUCGAAACAGAUUCUGGAGAGGAAAUUGAUAACUUUUGGCAAACCUCAGUAGGGAAGUUCAAAUUCACGGUGGAUGAUCUACCUCAACCAUUACAAUAUAUACAUCAGUUGUUGCAAGAGUUAUCGAAAGUAAAUAAGCCUGAUAUUGUGUACUACAUGCUACAGUGCUUGAAUAUCCUGAUUCUACAUGGUGAUGCUUGCACUAAGGCUUCCAGAGAACAUAGAGGAUUUUUCAUAUGGUGUCAGGAAAACUUGUUUAUAAAGAACCUAUGGGAUCUAUGCAAUUCGGAACAUUCCCACAUUUGUCAGACCGUGGUACCUUUACUCCUGCAUUGCAUAACUUUGCCAGCAGGUUCCGAUGUGUUCUGGCGUGUUAUACAAGAAGCAUUCCAUAGUCCUGAUUGGACUAUUAGAUUUACAGCAGUAGAGAGAGUAACUGUCAUCACAAGAUUCAUGGAUUCGAGUCCAUUAAGGAAUGUACAACCAUUACAAGCAGCUCUGGCUAAUGCAUUUUGUUACUUGAUUUCAAGCAUGGAUGAUAAUAAUGUUUAUGUUGCCCAAAGAUCGACACUUUAUUUGGGAACAAUACACGACUCUGCGAUUAAGUCUUUAAUAAUGUGCCUGGAAACCCAAUUCGAUUCCGUCAUAGUAGAUCGUCCAAUGGUAUUACAGUCGUUAUAUCAACUCCACAAUUCUAUGAGCGAAAGGAAAAUAUUAACCUGGGAUUUUUUUCUUAACCGUUUCGACACUUUGUUUAUUGAGGCACAAAUAUCCCUGGAGAAGAUCGGUGAAAUUACAUAUCUAAGAGAUUUAAGGAAUUCUGAUGCAAACAGCGAAACACUGGUAAGAAAAGUCCAGAGGGCUCACGAAGCUUUGUCGCAAUCUGAUGGUAGCGCUGGCAGUUCUGUCAAAACAUUAAGCGCUAGUUUUGGAACGAAAUGGCCUUACAAACGUACAAUGUCAGCUCCUGCUUCUAUAGUCACUCGGCAUGAAAAUAAAGAACCUAAAGAAAAGGUAUACAGCCGCCAAUAUUCAGCGCCAAUUCUAAAAAGGAAAAGUUCACGUUUUGGACUGGAUGGACACAUGCACUCUUUGAAUGUAGUGGAGGAUCAGACUUUGACAACUUUUCUACAAAGAGUAAUCGAUCUGGAGGAAGCAGACAAAGAAACGAUGCAUCUACUAGUAUUCCUUUUGAUGCAGUUCUUAUCACGUUCAGACCAAGCUUACCCUGCAGAAGAGAAGAACUUGGCCAAAACUCAAGGGAUAGUACUUCGACAUCUGUACCUUCUCCUCGGUUAUAGCCAGAACGAUAGGGGUCUGUACUUACCACCGCAACGACUGAGAUGUUCCCCAGCAUUCAGUGUAUUUCUUUCCAACCUACCACAAUUGUUGGACCAGAAUCAUUUGAUGGGACGACUGUUACUGCCGACUUGUCUUAUACUACUUCAGUAUUCUCCGUCUCCGUACUACAUCCCUAACACAAUGGAAUUCCAACAACCCAUGUACAGCUUAUGGGCACUGGAACCGCAUUUUCGGAAAAACUGGCUCAUGUCUCUAGUCGUUCUAUUGUAUAAGUACCAAUACAACCAGCAACCCUACUGCAUGCAGCUGACUUCCUUGAUUAGGAUAGUUUUAAACACUUUAGACUCACAGCAUCAUCAUUGUAGGAGAAUACCAGCAACUAUAAUAAUGGGAGGUCCUCCAUCUAGAUCUAGAGAUGUGAGUCAACCUUCUCUUGGUACAGAAAUGGAACAUCCUGAACGUAACACUCCACCCCUAUCUCCGAUGUACUCUUCCGAUGGCCAGUCAAUUCAAGUCUCUGUAAGCUCUAGAGGCGGCAAAGUGCAAGUAGCUUACGCCAAACCUUCUUCGACGACUAGUAUGGAAACACACUGGGAGGAAGCAAUACAGUGCGUUCAUCCAGAGAAAAAAUGGGAGAAAUCCGCCAAGAAACAAGCCGACAUUAGCAUUGACGAUGACACCGAGUCGGAACUUAUAGCAAUACCAGAAAGUGACUUGUCGGACAGUACGUUACAAGGAAGUGUCCAGGAUUCUUUCGAGGAAGGCGUUACAGACACAUGCUGUGAGAAGCAAUUGGUCAUAGUGAAGUCGCCUAAGGAGACAUACAUAAACCAAAUAUAUAGGGUCGCCAAUAAAGGUAGACCAACUUGGAUUAUAGGAAGUGAAGAUGAUUCACUGAAAUCCUGCGAUAAUAGGCUGGUACAGGAGUCGAUAAAGUCCCAUUCCGAGUUUAUAAAGAAUUGUUCGAGACUAAAUUCUUCUUCAUCUAUGAAUACAGCACAAGUAGCAAAAACUGGGGUGGCGGAUUUUCACAAGCAAGUCACUUCUUCUCUUGUCGACACCCCACGCAUGGGAAGACCAACACCUUUAGGAAAGCAUAAGAAAACUAUCGAACCCAGUAUUACCCCAGUUUGUACGCCUGUUUCAGACUGCGAUGACUGUUACAGAAACAAUCAGACCGUUUUACCAACUCCCUCGUUGGAGAGGCUCCUUCCAAUAGGGUCAUCUAGAAUGCUAGAUUCUCCUUUAAGAGACGAUGUUUUCUCACCUACAGUAGAGUCUCAACUAGAAAUUCCUAGUCAAGAAAGACUACUACCCAUUGGGCAUCACACCAAAGAUAUAUCCCAAUUGGUAGAUAAAGUGAGACAGGCCUUAGGAAUCAGUAAUCAGUUGGCGAAAUCUGAUAAUAAAAAGCAAGAUAAAUUUCACAGCCAUCAUCAGGAAUAUCCUCAACCAACCUCUUCACACUCCCAUAGUCCUAGAAAACUUACGAAGCAGGUUGCAUUAGAAAGUCCACCAAAUCCUAUGGACUUUGAUGAUAGUGGACACUGGAAAACCAUAAAAAUUGAUAAUCAAAGAGAUCUCAUAGUGAAUCAUAGACAACGCAUGAGAAAAGUUGGACCUUUUGCAAUGAACUCUUACUCUGUACACGAUCCAAGAAGACCAGGAGCCUGGCUUAGUCCCGAGCUAUCCCCAAAAUUAGAACGUAAUGAUAUGAAACAAAGCUCGUUUCGAAUUGGAGAUGAAUGUAUCAAUGAAAGAUGUUCAGAAUGUGGUUUAGUCAAGGAGGAAUACAGUGACGAAGAAAUUGGCCUUUGUAUAGUAACCUUAGGAACUUUCAUUCAUCGAGAACCUGCGUUAGCUGCACCUAUGUUACCGGAUAUUCUGAGUAUCGUGGCUAAAGUGGCAACCAAUGCAAUAUAUCCUUGGCAAAGUGAAAGCAAUAUACAUUUACCUGGUGGAGCAGUCAGUGUAGCACAUCAAUUCUUAAGAUGUGUGCUACACCAAUUAGCACCAAAUGGAAUUUUUACGCAAAUGUUCCAAACUAAUGCACCAGAAAAUAUUAGAGUACAAUUUUUUAAAAGUGUUAUUCAAGCUCUCAUAGAUUUUAAUGAACUGAGUCCUGUUGCACCUUUACAACUUUUGUUAGAGACAUUCAAUUCCAAGAAAACGUUGCCUGUUGAUAUUUUACCAACAAUUCUUCAAAACAUGGCAUGUUAUUUGAACUGCCUGCCUCUAGAAGCUGCCUUAGGUGGUAGUACGCCUAUAUGGGGAACCGUACUACAACAGUUAGAAUUGUUAUAUAGGAAAUUAAUUUUUUUGUUGAAUACUCUGGACGAUAUGACACCACUUCUGAAAAUAAUGUCGUCUGUUUUCAAAAUUCCCUUGAUUGCACAAUUCAAGGGAUUGUUGGAGCCUUUUUCAAAAGUUCUGAGCUACGCAAUACAGACUCACGUUUUGCAAUACAACAUGCUCGUUGAAAUUUGUUACCUGUGUUACAGGGCUUUUACGAAGGAAAGGGACAAGCUUAUCCUUAGCCGCAUGGUUGUUUUCGAACUAGUCCAAGCGCUCAAGUUCAAAACAACCAUUCCAGAUUCAAAUCUGCUCAUGUUGAUCAAUUUAAUUCUACAGGAUAUAGGAGGUUCAAUUCCUUCGAACGUUGUUAUAAAAGACUGCCCUUCGAUAAUAUUAGACUAUGGUCCUUCAUUCACCACAGGCAUAUCUGAAUGUAUGAAAUUGAACCUAGGGGAUAUUUUGGAAUAUUUAACAGAUUUUCAUGCUAUCUCUAAAAUGAAGAGCUACUGCAAAGGAAUACAUGUAGGACUGAAUGAUGAUACUUUAGGAGGAAUUAUAAAAUGUAGUGUCGCUCAGUAUCUGGCACUGGAAAUAACCAAAGGUAAUGGUAGGGAUAACAGGGCAGUAACACGGUAUUUUCCAUGGUUGUGCAGUACAUCAAUAACACAACAAAAUCCAAGAGAGUUUGUAGAGUGCAUCGGGCAUAUUCGGCUACUCUCUUGGCUACUUUUGGGGUCUCUCACCCACACUGCCCUUCAGGGUAUCAGCCAUGGACAAAUUCUCAGCCAGCCUAUACCACAAGAAGCUUCAUGUCAAAUAGCCGAUCACAUCCAGGUUAUUAUGGUUGGUUUUGCUGAGCAACAGAAAGCGUCUGUCUUACACAUGUCCUCAUUGUUCCACACAUUCAUUUUGUGUCAGCUCUGGACGAUCUACCUUGAGCAAGGACUGAAUAGCAAUAUUCCUAUUACAGAAGCAUAUAAUGUAACAAUGAACAUCCUGUUCGAUUUUUGGGGAAAAGUUACACCAAGUAUACUUCAACUGAUCCAACAAUCAAAAAUGCUCAGUGAAAUAGUUAGUCUUCACUUCCUUAGUAUGUUAGAAGCACUUAUAGAAUGCCAAUCUACAUUCGUGGGGAAGUUACUACCUCUUUGGACUCCUGUGCUUUGUUCCAAUCAAAUACAGUUACCAGGACACAUGCAAGUGAGGCUGCAGAAUUGUCGUAACUUCCCCCCAACAAUAUUUCACGAGGCAAUACCCGAGAAAUUGAAAAUAGCUAACCUGAAUAAUCCCAUGUUACUGAAAUGGUUACAGAGGCUUCAGUUCAAAAUGGGACAAAUCGAGUUGCAGUCAUCGACAGCAACACAAUUUUAUUCCUUGUAAAUAUGUUAUCAAAAUAUUAUUUUGUGAAAACGAUUUUUACAGAAAACUUUUAAUAAAUUAAAUGAAAAAAUUAACAAUUA